Messenger RNA from Colletotrichum karsti, 1242 nucleotides. Its product is annotated as DNA-binding protein creA. Gene Ontology annotation, molecular function: RNA polymerase II cis-regulatory region sequence-specific DNA binding. The record is from RefSeq and is a predicted model, not a curated record. The coding region runs from base 1 to 1242 and encodes 413 amino acids. The transcript has a single exon. NCBI's taxonomy places the organism in Eukaryota, Fungi, Ascomycota, Sordariomycetes, Glomerellales, Glomerellaceae. Gene Ontology annotation, cellular component: nucleus; cytoplasm.
AUGGGCGAUCACAUGCAACAGACACAUUCGUCUCCUUUCAACUUUUCAAGUUUACUCAACCCCGAUAAGGCCGACACCAUGAUUUCCGGUGACGCCAUGGAAACCACUCGUCUGGGCCAGCUCAACGAGCUCAAGCCCAAAGGUCCUCUUCCCGGCCAGACCGUCGAGAACCCCAACGAGCUGCCUCGUCCCUACAAGUGCCCCUUGUGCGAUAAGGCCUUCCACCGCCUCGAGCACCAGACGAGACACAUCCGCACCCACACCGGCGAGAAGCCUCACGCCUGCCAGUACCCUGGCUGCAGCAAGAAGUUCUCCCGCUCUGACGAGCUCACCCGUCACUCGAGGAUACACAGCAACCCCAACUCCAGGAGAGGCAAGAACCAGUACAACUCGGGUCCUCAGUCUCACAUGCCCCAGGACGGCAUGAUGGCUCCUCCCCCGGCUCCCAAGACGAUUCGAUCCGCUCCCACGUCGAGUCUCUCCUCGCCCAACGUCUCUCCGCCGCACUCCUACUCCCAAUAUGUCUUGCCCGCGCACAACCUCGGCAGCCCCUACAGCCGCCAGCCCCAGGGCAACAACAACAUGAUGGAUAUCUCCAUCCUCGCAAAGGCCGCCAACCAGGUCGAGCGCGAGACCCUCACCGCGCCUCCUUUCCACGGUCCCGCCGCCAGACAUCACCCUUACUACUCCCACAGCCUGCACAACUCGCGAGGCCACCUCCCUUCUCUGGCCUCUUACCACAUGUCGAGAUCUACCUCCAACGACGAGCACGACGACCACUACCAGAACGGUGGUCGUCACGCAAAGCGCUCUCGCCCCAACUCGCCCAACUCCACGGCUCCCUCUUCUCCCACCUUCUCCCACGACUCAUUGUCGCCUACCCCGGACCACACCCCCAUCGCUACUCCCGCUCACUCCCCGAGGCUUCGACCCAUGGGCUACGAGUUGCCUUCUCUCCGCAACCUCUCUCUGCAGCACGCUGCUCCUCCUGCCCUGGCUCCUCUCGAGCCUCAUCUGGAGACCCCGUACCUGCCUCCUCCUCCCGCGCCUACCAGCGCCGCCACUCCUCGCCCCAACGGCGCUUCCCUGACGGAUAUCAUCAGCCGCCCGGACGCCAGCAGGAAACUGCCUGUCCCCAAGAUUGGCGUCCACCAACUCCUCGACGGCAACGACGGUUUCCAGAGCGGAAGGAGUUCAACCACCGGCAGCAUUGCCGGCGGCGACCUCGCGGACCGGAUGUAA